Molecule: messenger RNA, 708 nt
Organism: Symbiodinium sp. CCMP2456
Lineage: Eukaryota; Dinophyceae; Suessiales; Symbiodiniaceae
Source: the annotation of a GenBank genome assembly
GAGCUGGGCGUGACCCCUCCCCUGGGCUUCUUUGAUCCGCUCGGGCUCAGCAAGUUCGACAAUCCGGAGAUCGCUGCGCAGCAGUUCCGCCGUAGGCGGAUCGUGGAGCUGCAGCACGGCCGAGUGGCGAUGCUGGCGUGCAUCGGAUACAUCGUCCCUGAGUACGUGCGCUUCCCAGGGUUCUGCUCCCCUUCGCAGUCCUUGGCCUUCACGGACAUCCCCAACGGCCUCAAGGGUGCUGCGGCAGUGCCGCUUGCAGGAUGGCUCCAGAUUGUCACCUUCGUGGGCAUCAUCGAGGUGUCCAAUCUUCAGAACAUUCAGACGGACGUCCUCGGCGACUACGGCUACGGUGCUUUCGGACUUCCCUUCGGCAAGAAGAUCGAGGACUCCGAGAAGAAGAUGAAGAGCCUCAACGCAGAGAUCAACAACGGAAGGCUGGCCAUGUUUGCGAUCAUCGGAAUGUUCUUCCAGGAUGGCCUGACCGGCUCCGCCUGGGGCGACUGGGCUACCUACACCGACUCGCCUCUGCGCGCUUUCGAGGAGGAGCUGGGCGUGCAAGCUCCUGUGGGCUUCUGGGAUCCCGUUGGCUACACCCGCGAUGGAAACGUCGAGACCUUCAAGCGCCGCCGUGAGACAGAGAUCAAGCAUGGCCGCGUAGCGAUGUAUGCGACCGUUGGCUACAUCGUGCCUGAGUCUCGGCCCUUGUGA